UGCGAUGUCAUUUUGUCAUAAUUUUGAACAAACAUUUUUGGUUAGAGGUUGUGUACAACUCCAAGAUAAUUUUAUUUUUGAUUAUUUAUAAUUAAAAAUUUGUGUAUUUGUUUCCAAAUAUUCAUUCCGAUCUUAAAUUUGUAAUAUCAAAGUGUCACUUGACACUGAGCAAGGAAAGAAUUUUUCUUAGAAAACAUUAGAAACAUGGAAGGUAAACAGGAGGAAAUCCCGAAAAGCGAUUAUGAAAUAAGCGAAGCAAUGAUCGUUAACAAAAGUGAGUGUGAAAAGAAUCGAAAGUUAGUGAGUGAUGCUCCGGAAGAUGAUCAAGCUUUAACGCAAAAUUUUGAUAUACUAAAUCAAAAUGAAUGCGUCAACAAAUUUGAAGAUAGUGGAAAUUUGGAAGCUGGAACCGAAAAUAAGGACGAAUGGCAUGAUAUUUUAGGUUCAGGAGUUAUAAUGAAAAAGAUUAUAUUUGAGGGAAUCCCUGAUUCACGGCCAGAAAGAACAGCAAGAUGUGUGAUAAAUUAUGAAUGUAGACUGCAAGAUGGAAUUGUGGUAGAAAGUGUUCAAGAUUUUGAAUUAAGACUGGGUGAAUGUGAUGUUGUGCAAGGUUUAGAUGUUGCAAUUGGUUUAAUGAAUUUAAAGGAAAAAUGUACUUUGAGAAUUGAGCCUAGACUUGCAUUUGGAGAAAAAGGACUUCACCCAAAUAUUCCUGGAAACACUAUAGUUUGCUAUGAUGUUGAGUUGACUGCUAUUGAGCCUGAAGAUGAUAUCGAAUUAUUGACAGUAGCAGAUCGACGUGCAAUUGGGAAUAAAAAAAGGGAACGUGGUAAUUGGUGGUACCAACGAGGGGAUAAUACUCAGGCCAUCCAGUGUUACCGCCGUGCAUUGGAUUAUUUGGAUGAGGUUGAAAGUGGAACAAUGUGUGAAUCUAAAGAUGUUCCUUCUAAUUCAUAUCAACCUACAGAUUCUGAACUUCAAGCCUUACUGGAAGAUCGAUUGAAAGUCAGUAACAAUAUGGCUUCAGCACAAAUAAAAAUGGAACUCUAUGAUCAGGCAUUAUUAUCUCUUCAGACUGUUCUUCGUUGUCAGCCUAAUAAUGUUAAGGCUCUUUUUCGAAAGGCUAAGAUCCAAAUAGUCAAAAACGAUCUACAAGCUGCAUUGAAAUGUCUAGAAAAAGCAAGAUCUCUGGAACCUGAAGAUGGCCUGAUUGCUAAGGAAAUUAAUAUUGUCAAUGGAUUAAUUCAAAAACAGAAAACUUCUGAACGGGAAUAUGCCAGAAGAAUGUUUGGAGGAACAUCUAAGACACUUAAUAAAAUUUCUCACAAGCGAGAUGAGAAAAGGAGUGACAAGUCUAAGCUUCAAAUUUGGUCAACUUUGGGAACAACAUUCUUCAUUGGCCUUGUAGGUGUCUUGGUAUAUAAAGCUAAAUAUCCCUAAAGGUAUAGAGUUUUAUUUCACUGGCGUUUGUUAUUAUUUGUUUGGUAAACUUGGUUGUUUUGUUUUUCAAUGUAAUUAUGUUUGUUCGAAACUAAAUAUAUCCGAGUGGAUGUUAUUUUAUUAUUUAUAAAAAUAAUA
Molecule: messenger RNA, 1578 nt
Organism: Cylas formicarius (sweet potato weevil)
Lineage: Eukaryota; Metazoa; Arthropoda; Insecta; Coleoptera; Brentidae
Product: peptidyl-prolyl cis-trans isomerase FKBP8
Exons: 6
Coding region: 205-1440 (411 amino acids)
Molecular function (GO): peptidyl-prolyl cis-trans isomerase activity; protein binding
Source: RefSeq, a predicted model, not a curated record